This is a messenger RNA of Fusarium keratoplasticum, 2241 nucleotides long. Its product is annotated as Poly [ADP-ribose] polymerase. Gene Ontology annotation, molecular function: NAD+ poly-ADP-ribosyltransferase activity. The record is from RefSeq and is a predicted model, not a curated record. Lineage: Eukaryota; Fungi; Ascomycota; Sordariomycetes; Hypocreales; Nectriaceae. Bases 1 to 2241 code for a protein of 746 amino acids. The transcript is spliced from 3 exons.
AUGCCCCCCAGGCGACGAGCCGCUGCAAAGCCUCCAGCUGAUCCGCCUUUGGACGGCUGCGCAAUUGCAUUGAGCGGCAAGUUUGACGACAUUGACCACAACCACUCCUCUCUGGAGACUGUCAUCCGUAAGCAUGGCGGAACUGUCACCAGAAGCGUCACCAAGGCCACAACCCAUGUUGUUUGCACAGAGUACGACUUCAAUGCUGGAACAACCAAGAUCGCAGCUGCCAAGGCCAAGGAUCUUCCUUGUGUCAACCCCUCUUGGAUCGUCGAUACCGACGACAAAGGCACCAAGCUAAAUGCGGACGACUACACUUGGUCCGCUGCCCCAAAGACUAACGGCACCAAGACUGCCACCAAGGCUGCUCCCAAGGCUGCCACCAACGGGACCAAGUCUCGAAAGAGAGCCUCCAAGGCUGAUGAUGAGGAAGAGGAAGAAGAGGAGGAGGAGGAGCAGCCUCGAGCCAAGCGAUCCAGAAGUGCCACUGCUGAUUCCAAGACGACCAAAGCUGCCAAGGCUACUGCUGCCAAGGCUACUAAGGCUACCAAGGCAAAGACCGCCAAGGCCUCCAAAUCAAAGGCUGCAGUCAAGGACGAGUCUGAGGAGGAGGAGGAGGAAGAUGUCAAGAUGGAUGAGAAGACCAAGGAAGACAAGGUUGUCGCUGAGGGUCAGUUCAUCAAGAAGAAGGACGUCAAAAUCCCUCUUGAUGAGUUCUGCACUCUUCCCACGUACGAGGUCUACGUCGACCCUGACUCAGGCAUGAUCUACGACGCCUCCCUGAACCAGUCCAACUCGUCCAACAACAACAAUAAGUUUUAUCGCAUUCAGAUCUUGAAGGAUCCCAAGGGUUCAACCUUCAAGACUUGGACUCGAUGGGGUCGUGUCGGUGAAGGUGGCCAGAAAGCCGUUUUGGGAAAUGGCGCUCUCGCCGAUGCUAUCAAGCAGUUUGAGAAGAAGUUCAAGGACAAGUCAGGUCUCUCGUGGGAGAACAGAGGCGAUAACCCCAAGCCUGGCAAAUACGCUUUCAUUGAGCGCAGCUACGACCCUGACUCUGACGACGACGAAGAUGAGGAGGAUGCCAAGGCAGUCAAGAAGGAGGGUGACGAAGAUGAAACACCCGCCCCUGAGUGCACGCUGGAAAAGCCCGUCAAGGAGCUCAUGGAGCUCAUUUUCAACCAGCAAUACUUCCAGGCGACCAUGACAUCGCUCAACUACGACGCCAAGAAACUUCCUUUGGGCAAGCUGAGCAAGGCAACCAUUACUCGUGGUUUCCAGCAGCUCAAGGAUCUCGCGGCUCUCCUGGAUGAUCCUACUCUCGCUGCCAGCAAGUGGGAAAUGAGCAUGUCAGAGGCAACUGAGCAUCUCUCCAACACCUUCUACACCGUGAUCCCACACGCCUUUGGCCGUAACCGACCGCCUAUCAUCCGAGACAACUCGAUGCUCAAGAAAGAAAUAGAACUUCUGGAGAGCUUGUCUGACAUGAAGGAUGCCGCCGACAUCAUGAAGAUUGAUCGCAAGACCUUGGAUACUGUCCAUCCUCUUGACCGUCAAUUCCAGGGCCUUGGCCUCGAGGAGAUGACACCCUUGGACCGCAAGAGCAACGAGUUUGUCCACCUCGAAAACUACCUCAACGAAUCUCGUGGCGCCACCCAUCACAUGAGCUACGAAGUCCAGGAUAUUUUCCGUAUUGAGCGCCAGGGCGAGACUCAACGCUUUGACAACUCAGAGUAUGCCACGAUCAAGUCUGACCGUCGUCUCCUCUGGCACGGCUCGCGAUGUACCAACUUUGGCGGUAUCCUUAGUCAGGGUCUGCGAAUUGCGCCUCCCGAAGCCCCUGUGUCUGGUUACAUGUUUGGCAAGGGCAUUUACCUAGCCGAUAUGUCGUCCAAGUCGGCCGGCUACUGCUGCUCGUACAUCUCCAACGGUCAUGCUCUUCUGCUCCUGUGUGAGGCUGAGCUGGGUGAUCCCCUUCAGAAGCUGACACAAGCCGACUAUGACGCCGGUGACAAUGCCAAGGCCAAGGGCAUGCACAGUACAUGGGGACAGGGUAACACAGGUCCAAGCAAGUGGGUGGACGCUGGUUUUGUUCAUGAGAGCCUCAAGGGCAUCAAGAUGCCCGAUACCAAGGUCAAGCCAGGCCCGACUAAUGUUAAGAACGCCUCUCUGUAUUACAACGAGUACAUCUGCUACGACAUCGCUCAAGUCAAGCUGCGCUAUCUCCUUCGCGUCAAGAUCUAG